Messenger RNA from Cuscuta campestris, 1366 nucleotides. The record is from the annotation of a GenBank genome assembly. Lineage: Eukaryota; Viridiplantae; Streptophyta; Magnoliopsida; Solanales; Convolvulaceae.
CAAGGGGGGGAAGUGGGGAACCCGUCUCUCUCUCUCUCUCUCUCAUGGCGUCAUCAUCAUCCUCCUCCUCAUUCACGCACUCUACAGCUAUUGCUUAGCUAUGCCUUUAUUUGUCUGGUUAUGGUAAAUGAUAAUGGCGUUGUGGUUUUGUCUACGUCACUCACUGUUUGCGGAGCUCUAUUUACAUCUUUGACCUUUUGGAUCGUCGGCCAUUCCCACCCCCCUCUCUCUAUAUAUAACACUCCGUAUGCUACACGCAGCGUAUGCAUUUAUCAGUGAGGAUCUGUGUGUGUGCAUUUGCAGAGUGAGAUGUGUUUUUGAUCUCUAAGCAUUUGCUCUCGCAUUCAUUUCUGCCGCCGCAUUUGUAGAUCAGAGGUUCCCGCGGAAUCACCGUCUUUUAGAUCCGAUGGCAGCGGCAAGGAAGCCUGGUUUGAUUGCUCUGUUUGAUGUCGAUGGUACCCUCACCGCGCCGAGGAAGACAGCUACUAUGGAGAUGCUGACAUUCAUGCAGGAGCUGAAAAAGGUAGUCACUGUUGGUGUUGUUGGAGGUUCUGAUCUUGCAAAGAUAUCAGAACAGCUUGGGAAUUCUGUUACAAAUGAUUAUGAUUAUGUAUUCUCUGAGAAUGGACUGGUGGCACAUAAGGAUGGGAAGCUAAUUGGAACACAGAGCUUGAAGUCAUUUCUCGGGGAAGAAAAACUUAAGGAAUUCAUUAACUUUACCCUCCACUAUAUUGCUGAUUUGGAUAUCCCAAUAAAAAGGGGAACAUUCAUUGAGUUCCGUAGUGGCAUGCUCAAUGUAUCUCCAAUUGGUAGGAAUUGUAGCCAGGAGGAGCGUGACGAGUUCGAAAAAUAUGAUAAGGUUCACAAGAUUCGUGAAAAAAUGGUAUCAAUCCUUCGUGAGAAAUUUGCACACCAUGACCUAACAUUUUCUAUCGGGGGCCAAAUUAGUUUCGACGUUUUUCCUCGUGGAUGGGACAAGACAUAUUGUUUGAGAUACCUUGAUGAGUUUAAUGAAAUUCAUUUUUUCGGAGACAAAACAUACAAGGGUGGAAAUGACUAUGAGAUUUUUGAAUCUGAGAGAACUGUGGGCCACACAGUGAGUAGCCCAGAUGAUACAAAAGAGAAAUGCAGGGAGAUUUUUCUCACUACAAAAGGGGAGGAGUAGAUACUGCAUACGCAUCUCAUAUUGGUUUGUAUUCCAUCAGAGCUGUCAUGUUUCGGAUGAAUGUAAAAGCAAACGUUGUAUUGUCAUUUGUUGUUUGUGCUAAAUUUUUACGAGUAAUAAAAAGCUCUUCAUGUCUUGUCAUUUGUUACCCCAUUCCACAUUUUCUUUUUAAUGGAAGUUUAAAAAAACAAUGGGUAAUAU